AGGGCCGGCGGCGCGGCAAUUAGUAACAAAUCGAGGUGGUUGUAGGAAAGAUGUAGUGAGAUGAGUUGCGAAAAAGAUAAUCUUGAGGUCACUAGUGAUAUCCUUGCAGCUUGAGCUUCUUGAGGUUUCCUCCAGAGAAGUAUCUUUGUAACUACUAGUUUACAAGAACCACGGCAUCAUCAAGUUCCUCAGAUUAAGACAACAUGGACCGUGCUUUGUUGAACAAGGCGACUCAGCCCGACCAGAAUCCAGUUACUGGCGUGGAACUGGUCGAAAUUGCCAAGCUCACUUUUCAGACCUUCGAGGCAACUGAGCAGCUGGUCGAUUACCUGAUAAACAAGCUGAAAAAGGACAAUCCAUGGGUCAAACAGAAAUGCUUGCGCAUCAUCAGGCAUGUUUGCGAGAACGGAAAGCCGGAAUUCAGGAGAGGGAUGCAAAGGCAUGCAUCAGUGGUGAAGGAGAAUCUGCAGUAUAGAGGUAGUUCUUGUUAAGAAGGGCCUGCUGUGGUUGUAUAACUUGUAAUUCCUACAAACAGGAGGGGAGCAUUCCAAUCGGAAUGUCUGAAAGCUUAUCAUCAAGAAUCUGAAUCAAGUACUAUUGAAGAAGACGUCUACCUUGUUCUUUUACUACUUCUUCUCCAUCUUUUAAAAGGUAAGCCCGAUCCCUUACGUGGUGACGCACCGAAUAAGGCUGUUAGAGAAGAGGCCGAACAAGCAGUGAAAGCUGUUUUUAGCGAAUCUUCAUCGUAAUGUCUAUAAAUAUUUAGUAUGCUUUUUUUUUUCGUCCACAAAGAAUGACUCUGAGUUCGGUAGAAGUUACUUCGUUCUCAUCAUCGGACUUUUUUACUGUUUUUUUCUGGAGCUACUUACUCACAUUGAGCUACUAACUUACUAACACUCUUCAUCUUUUAUUCCUCUCGUCUUUUAUCUCACUUCUCCUUCCACUUUUACAAAAUAGUUUCGGUCAAAUGCCGCACCAAGUGGCGCCAAAAAUGGCGGGCUUUGGCUCGGAUAGCCAAGGUCCUUUCGCACCGCCACCGCCACCGCCGCCUAGUGACUCCUUUGGAGGUAAUUUUGGAGGAGGUCCUCAACAAGGCUUCAACAGUGGAGGAGGCCCACCUUCAGCAGGAGGUACUAUGGGAGGAGGACCCUUUGGCGGAGGUCCGGGUCCUAAAAAAAUGGAGGGAUUUGGCAACCCAGCGUUUGAGAAUCGGAGGCCUACGGUAGACCCAGUUACAGGACUGGCGGAGACUGGGAAUCCGACGAUUGAUAAGGUAUAUUCGACUUUGGCUUUUGAGAUCGUCUAUCUCUAUGCUUCACCUGCUUAUAAGACAACUUGUUCUUGUUGUAGUUAUCGUUCCUGGCCAUAAGAAUGUCAACAUUUACCAACGCGCAAUUUGCUACACAUACGAAUUCAAAUUUAAACCCUUCUACCAGGCAAAUGCGAUCAUCAAGUCGGGUGUGGAUGCUGGAGUCGAGUAUUUGAAGUAUGGAGCCAGCAGAGCAGUGACCUACCUCCCAGAUAGUAUGAAGGAGAGCAUUCCUGCAAACGUGCUCAACAAAUUCGGUACUACUUUUGUUUUAUUUUUUGACUUUGGACGAUUGAUACCCCGUGAUUCAUUGGGUACACUAGUACUCCUACUAUAAAUUCUUUCUUACUUGUUCUCUGGAAUAGUAAGUAGUUACAUUUGAAUUUAUGAUCAAAUUGAUUUUCACUGUGGUCCCAGAAUCAACAACAACAUAUUAAAACAUUCACUGGGACUUUGCAGGUACAACAAAUAGCGGUCCUGGCGGUUAUUCCAAUGACAGCGGACAAGGCGGGUAUCAGAAUCAUAGUGACAGUGGUGGCUAUUUUAGCGGUGGUGGAGGCUAUAGCGCACCUAGUGUAGGAGGUGGCGCUGGUGGCACGACUGCUGGAGGUAGUUAUAGCGCGCCUUCUAGUGGUGGUGGCUCAAGGCCUGGCGCUUUUGGUGGUGGAUCUGUUCCUUGGGGCAGUGCCACAACCUCUUCGACGACACAACAACCGUCUCCAAGUGGGUUCUUAGCACCAUCUUCUAACAACCAUCUAUCCUCUAGUCCAACCGGAACCGGCGCAAACGCGGGAGCAACAGGAGCAUCUUCCUCAUCCGAGGGUGGCAUCUACGAAAGGCAAUUAGUGCAAGACCUGUGUGCUCCAGGAGGGGCCAGGGUGGCGCCUGCACAGGAAUUCUUAGACGACUUCUUGAGGAAGUGCGAAUCGUUGAAUGCGGAACAGAUAUCUCAAAAUCUGCUACUCAUGCUGCGAACCGGGACGUGGCAGCAGAAGGCAAAGGUGUAGUUUACAAAAACCAUGGUGAUUUGAAUCUAUUCGGCAAGAUGCCUAAGAUUUCUUCGUAUUUACAAAGACCAUAAUUAUAUGCAAGAAUUAUUUGUGCUUAAAAUCCUGAAGUUAAUAUCUUCCAUAAGUACUACUUCCUCAAAAUGAGUCUUCGACCUUCCUACAGACGCCAAAAGGUUCCAACAACUUCCAACCUUUUCCCAAAAGGUUCUCUAUGCCGUCGACGCUUGCAUCGAGCGGCAGCUGGACGCAAUAACAGGGCACCUCUUAGAACAAGGCAGUGCGGACCUUGAGGGCUGCUUGCAGAUCCCUCAGACGAAGCAAAAAGCCUCAAAAGUUUGCACGAGUUUAGGCCUCACAGGCAGUGGGGGAACCACAACAGCGUCCACUCCAGGUAGCGCGGACGGUGGUGUAGAUCUUCUUGAUAUGGGUGGCGGUAACGAUGACUUGUUGGAUUCUGUUGUACAACAACCUGUAGUUGCAGCACCUCCUAGUAGACAAGCUCAAGCAGCUCCAGUCUCAUCCGGUGGAGCUGGUGGCGGAAUAGACGACCUCUUAGGCUUAGGAGAUUCAACUGCACAGCCAGCAAGUGCUGGAAUGAGUAUUAAUGUUGAUGGAACAAGUGGCACAAGAAAUGCGAGUACCUCAUCUAGCCCAAGUAAAACGCCUAACUCGAAUAAAGCAAAUAAAGGUGGCCUCUUUGGCAAUCUGAAUGUCAAAACGGCAUCAACCAGUAGUAGUAGUACCACUGCCAACGCUUCAAACGGUAACGGAUCUGGAGGUGCACUAGACUUGCUUUCCUUAGGUGGUGGUAGUCAAGCAUCCAACAUCAUGAUGCCGAACACAUCCCCUGCGCUAGGUACUAGCGCAGCCUCUAGUACCGACAUGAUGGGAAUGAACACGUCCCCUGCUCCUCCUAUGAUGGGGGGAGGAAAUAUGGGGAUGAAUAGUAUGAUGAACGGCAGCAUGAACAUGAUGAACGGCAGCAUGAACAUGCUGAAUGGCGUUGGGCUUGCAGUUGGUAUGAUGGGGGGCCAGCAAAUGGGCCAACCAAUGAUGAAUCCAUAUGGCGGUGCUGGAGGUAUGAACAUGAUGCAACAACAGUCUACUAGUGGCUUGCCAGAAGCUUUCGCAUUGGGCAGAGGGCAUCCUGGUAUGGGGAUCGGAGGUGGCAUGCAGAUGCAGAUGAAUCCUCAAUUUCCCGUUGCAACAAAAACGCAAAAUGCUCAAGCAAACGGAGGACCUCCAAGUGGAGCUAGUGGUGGAAGUGCUUUUGGCUUCCUCAACAGUGGGGGUGCAGCAAAUAAAGGUUCUAGUCCUGCUGCAGAACCGGAAGUAUCAGCGACGAAGAAAGACGCCUUCGGAACACUGUUGGAAAACACAUUGGCAGAUCUUUAGUACCAAGCGCCCGAUUUCGGAACACUGUUGGAAACACAUUGGCACAACUCCAGUACUUCUCCUAGACCCACAUCAGUACUUUUCUAGUCCCAUUCCCUUUUCUUUUCCAAUCAUUUUGAAUUUUUUCCUUAGAACACAACAACAAGGUUGGCCACAACAAAUAGGACUACUAUGAGCAAGAAGGAACUACAGGCCACUCAUUGAGAACGACUUUUGCAGCAAUUCUUGCUCUCUAUCAAUCAUGCUGAUGAUGGUCAACAAUGUAACUGGAACAAGUGGUUGACAUCUAGGUGGGUUAAGACAUCUACUGCUAAGUAAGAAGAAGAACGCUGUUUCCUCGAAG
This is a messenger RNA of Amoebophrya sp. A25, 4057 nucleotides long. The record is from the annotation of a GenBank genome assembly. Lineage: Eukaryota; Dinophyceae; Syndiniales; Amoebophryaceae.